AGCGAGCGCACAAUUAGGCAGGACCCCCCUCGCUCCCUCUCUCUCUCUCUCUCUCCCUCCUGUCGUUCCUUCUCUGCCGGGCGAUAGCGGCGCCUUCCCACUAGGCGCCGAGCCGAGUCGAGGAGGCGCGCUUGGUCCCGAGGCCGCGGACGGAGCGGGGCUUCGCUCAGCUGCUCCUGACCCCACUUGCUCGCGCGCCCCCUCCAGGCAAGAGGUCCCACUUGGCGCCCCGGGAGCGACCCUCGCCUCGCCUCCCUCGGCCGGUCUCCAGGCGCCGCCGCGAUGCCCACCUUCUCCGGCCACUGGAAGAUGAAGAACUCGGAGAACUUCGAGGAGCUGCUGAAGGCGCUGGGCGUCAACGUCAUGCUGCGGAAAAUUGCAGUGGCCGCUGCCUCCAAGCCGGCUGUGGAGAUCAGACAGGACGGGGACUCUUUCUACAUCAAGACUUCCACGACGGUGCGGACCACUGAGAUCAACUUCAAGAUUGGAGAAGAGUUUGAAGAGCAGACGGUGGAUGGGCGGCCCUGCAAGAGCUUAGCCAGAUGGGAAAGUGAAAGCAAGAUGGUCUGCGAACAGCGGCUGCUGAAGGGGGAAGGCCCCACGACUGGCUGGUCGAGGGAGAUGACCAACGAUGGGGAGCUCAUUCUGACCAUGACGGCUGAUGCUGUUGUCUGCACAAGGAUUUAUGUCCGGGAGUGAGAUUCAUGUCCUGCUUGUCUCCGUGUGUGGGG
This is a messenger RNA of Rhineura floridana, 731 nucleotides long. It is a transcript of the gene CRABP2, whose product is annotated as cellular retinoic acid binding protein 2. The record is from RefSeq and is a predicted model, not a curated record. Lineage: Eukaryota; Metazoa; Chordata; Lepidosauria; Squamata; Rhineuridae. The transcript has 4 exons. Gene Ontology annotation, cellular component: cytosol; nucleus. Gene Ontology annotation, molecular function: fatty acid binding. Gene Ontology annotation, biological process: fatty acid transport. Bases 283 to 699 code for a protein of 138 amino acids.